This is a messenger RNA of Sceloporus undulatus (fence lizard), 5110 nucleotides long. RefSeq names its product plexin domain containing 2 (gene PLXDC2). The coding region runs from base 559 to 2154 and encodes 531 amino acids. The transcript is spliced from 14 exons. Lineage: Eukaryota; Metazoa; Chordata; Lepidosauria; Squamata; Phrynosomatidae. The record is from RefSeq and is a predicted model, not a curated record.
CCAUCCUCCUUCGCGCAAAGAAGAGAAGCCAGAGCGCGGCGCAGCGAAGAAACGCGCCUGGAAGCCCUGAGGCUGAACUGGAUCCUGGUCCUGUUCGGAUAGAGGGCUCCUUUUUCUCCUUCCCCUCGGACUCCCUUUCUUCUCCUCUGCUUUCUCCUCGCCUUGAGCGCUGAUCCAGAAGGGUUGCGAGAGAGGAAGAAUCCCUCCUUCUCCUCCUCCUGUUUUGCAACUCCUUCCUUCCUUCCUCCGCAGUUGGGAAGAGUUGGGCUCUUCAUUCGUUUCCCUCUUAUUUCGCUUCUUCACCGGCAUCCCUCGUUUGUUUUGGGGGUUUUGUUUUCCUUCUUGUUUGGACCCGCGGCUGCCUCCCGCUUUGAAAUCGGAGCGGAUUCGGAUUCCCAGAAAAAAGUGACUUUCCCUGGACCAAGGAAGGAAGGAAGGAAGGAAAGGAGGAAGGGCUGGCGGGUGAGACUUCCCUCUGCUCUGUCUCCUAAAUCGGACCCCGAGGAGAGACCCCUCCAGACAAACAAAAGCCAGGGCAGGAGCCCCUUUGGAGGCGCCAUGGCCAGGCCCCGGAGAGCCCACUUCGCGGCGGCGGGGCUGCUUUUACUUUUCCAGUCCUUGGCCGACCGCUUCCAGCUCAUCGGAGCCCUGAAGCCGAAGCCGACGAGUCACGGUACAUUUUAUGAAAUAGUUCAGAGCUUCCCUCAAGUGGAGGAGAAUGUGCGUGUGGAUUCCUACAGAUAUAGCCACAGGUGGAAGCGACAUUCAGAGUUCCUCAAGUCAGUUGACACCAAUAGAGCCAGCGGCGGUCAGGAAUCCUCAGAACCUGGAGGCUUCACAGACCUGCUGCUUGAUGACACGCAUGACAACACGACGCAGAUCGAGGAGGAUAUGGAUCACAAUUAUUAUACUUCUCGGACCUAUGGCCCAUCUGAUUCUACUAGCCGUGAUCUAUGGGUGAACAUAGACAGAAUGGAGAAAGAUAAAGUGAAGAUUCAUGGAAUCCUCUCCAAUACGCAUCGGCAAGCAGCAAGAGUAAAUCUGUCCUUCGAUUUCCCAUUUUAUGGCCAUUUCCUUCGUGAAAUUACUGUGGCAACUGGUGGCUUUAUCUAUACAGGAGAUGUUGUGCAUCGAAUGUUAACAGCUACACAGUACAUUGCUCCCUUGAUGGCCAACUUUGACCCAAGUGUGUCACGAAAUUCAACUGUCAGAUACUUCGAUAAUGGUACUGCCCUAGUUGUGCAAUGGGACCAUGUUCAUCUGCAAGAUAAUUACAAUCUGGGCAGUUUCACAUUCCAGGCAACUCUUCUCAAUGAUGGUCGUAUCAUUUUUGGCUAUAAAGAGAUUCCUGUCUCAGUGACACAGAUAAGCUCAACCAAUCACCCUGUGAAAGUGGGGCUGUCAGAUGCAUUUGUGGUCGUCCAUAGAAUCCAGCAAAUUCCCAAUGUCCGUAGAAGAACAAUAUAUGAGUAUCACAGAGUGGAGCUUCAGAUGUCAAAGGUUACCAAUCUGUCAGCUGUUGAGAUGAUUCCUCUUCCUACCUGCCUCCAGUUUAACAGCUGUGGGCCUUGUGUCACAGCCCAAAUUGGCUUCAACUGCAGCUGGUGCAAUAAACUCCAAAGAUGUUCCAGUGGAUUUGAUCGUCACCGACAAGACUGGGUAGAUGGUGGCUGCCCUGAAGAGUCUAAAGAUAAGCUUUGUGAAAAGAGUGUAGACACAACUCAAAUGCCUCCUCAUACCACCAUUGCUAUACAACAAACAACAACAAGAUUCAGAGUUUUAACCACUACCAAAGAAUCCAUGACAUCCCAUCUACCAACUAGCCUACCCACAGAAGAUGAUACCAAGAUAGCUCUACAUCUAAAAGAUAAUGGAGCCUCAACAGAUGACAGUACAGCAGAGAGAAAAAGUGGAACACUUCAUACUGGCUUAAUUGUUGGCAUUUUCAUACUGGUCCUAAUAGUAGCAGCAGCAAUACUUGUAACAAUUUACAUGUACCACCAUCCAACAUCAGCAGCCAGUCUCUUCUUUAUUGAGCGUCGCCCAAGCAGGUGGCCUGCCAUGAAAUUUCGGAGAGGAUCUGGGCACCCUGCAUAUGCUGAAGUGGAACCUGUUGGCGAGAAGGAAGGCUUCAUCGUAUCUGAGCAGUGCUAGGGUUUCUCAGGCAGUCCACAAGUACUGACCUACAGAGGACUAAGACAUGUACUUGUCUCUCAUUCAAGAAAAGGAAACCAAAACUCCAAGCCAAGUGAAAGAGACAGAAUAGAUUUCUGGAUAAACAUUCUCUAAGGGGGGAAAAAGAGAACUAUAUAGAUACCUGGUGACCCUUUCAGUGAGAAGUGUUUUUUUUUUUCUUUCAGAGCAGAUUGGUGAACAAUAAUUCGGUCAUGUACCUCUGAAUACCAUAUGAGAAUGAUGGAUACAUUUGCCAUGUUCUUGGUUUAGGUAUAGGAGAUGUAGAGUAAUCCAGGAAAUGAAUGGAAAGGUUUAGUUCUGAACAGUGCUUCCCUGUUUGAUCCAACACAGCAGUGAUGUGGGAUUUAAAAAUAACUAUUACAAAUGAGUGCCCUUUGAUGCCUGGAAGCAAUGUUCCUCAUUGAUAAUACUGCUGGUGAUAUCAGUCUGAUACACAUAACAUAGCUUGGCAGUUUUCUAUACUUCCACAAAUAAUAGCGUUUCCACCCCAUUCCAUAGGCACAGCAUAUACCUGGAAAUAGCAGAGCAUUUCUUCUAUUGUUUAGGUUUAUAUUUUGAACUUUGAAUAGUUUUUCUACUCACAACUAUUGGGCUAUAGUUGAAAAAGUGUCAGAGCAUUUUGUUUUGUUUUGAAAGGAAAAAGGUUUUUCACGGUGGUGAAACUGGGCUGUCAGAUAGGAGUAAAUAUAGUGACAUUGGACUAAUACUCAGUUUCAGUGUUUACAAAAGUGAGACUUAAGCUGCAGUGCUAUGCAUUACUUACUUGGUAGUAAGCCUCAGCAGGACUUACUUCUAAGGGAUUGUGCAUAGGAAUUUGGCUGUUAUUUUCAGAAAUAUUGCUUAUGGCCCUGUUGAAGCAGAAAUGGUGAAUAUGUCUAGCUGAUGCUAGGAGCGGGGGAAACAGUCUUUGGAAGGGAGGAAACAUGGUAUGAAGUGUUAUCAUUGCUAACCCUUGGCAUUUUUGUCACAGGUCUUUUGAGAAUAGCCUUCUGGUUCCUCCCCUGUCCUAGAUAAACAUUAAAAGUUUUGCAGUCCCUGCAAAUUCAUGUAGAAAUAUUGUUUAAUGCACAUAGUAAUUGCAUAAAUAUAUAUAUAUAAAUAAAUAUAUAUAUUAAAAAUAUAUUUUUUUUAUAGCUAACACAAGGCAGGCUCUUGUGACUGUUAAGAGUGCAUCUCUCCUUUUUUUCCUUUUUGGCCAUCCAGACGAUGGAAAUAGAUUGCAUUGCAGCAUAUUUCCACUAAGUUGUAAAAUAAUCCUUAAUAUUAAAAUAAUUUUUAUGUUGUCUAGGGAAAGUGGUUCAUUUAAAUGCAGGACUAUCCUUUUAACUGCCUCUUGGAGCCACGGUUUCUUUAAUAACAAAACUCUUUCCUUUCCUGACUAGGGAAGGAAAAAUAUUUUUUAGAAACUCCCAGUGAAAUACUUCUUUGGGUGGAAAGGGGAAAUACAUACUGAGCCACUCUAACAUCUGCUCAGAUUUUGUAUGGACAUUGCAUUGUGAACUUUGCCAUGUAUCAUUUUUCAUGUACCACAUGAGCAGAGGCACUUGAAUCAUGGUAAGGUUCAAUAAAACAUUUUCAGGUUUCAGGUUUUUUCAGAUACCUGUUCAGGUACCACCUUUAUAACACAGGUCUUUACAUUUUUCAUGUCAAUACUUGUAUGGUAUCUGUUUUUUAAAGAACAGCAACAUAAUUUUUACUUGUUAUUUCCUUCAGUAAAUAAUACAAUACCGUAUUUCCUGUAUUCAUUCUGUGUGCUGUUUAAUUCAUGUUGCUACUUGUUUACAAGUCAACAAGAAGGAGCUUAGCUGUACCCGAGAUCAGUGGUAUUACUCUGAAACUGUUAAAACACCAAUAAUUAUCCUUCAUUAUAUAAGUGGCAUUUACUAUUUCCUGGCAAUAGCCCAGAACUGAGUGUGUACAGGGACUUGCUGUUUUCUCCUAUAAGACAGAAACAUUCUGUGCUCCCAUCUUGUGUAGUGACUUUUUCCUAUAUUCAUAUGUGGGAAGAGAACUGUGUAUGUACACACACAUGCACACAGCAUUAUUACUUGCAUUGCCACCACGUCUUUUGUUGCGACUUGUUCUGUGUCUCACUCAGAACAAGAGACAGCCUCAGAAUCAGCUGUAAUGAACAGUACAAGCCCCUUUCCAGGAAGUCCUCCCCACAGUGCUUAGCUGUGAGGUUCCCCUGUCAGCUCUGGAAAGUGAAGUUUUCCAGAGUAGCAGUACUGCGGCUGCUACUAGCAAAUACAGUUCACUGCUUCUGAUUCUCCAUUGCCUGAGGUGAAUAUCUUGUUUUAACUAAUGGGAGGGCCACACCUGCUAUAAGGUACAUUGCAUUGUAAGAUCAGGUGCUUCCCUUUCAUAGAAGAGUAUUAGAAGAUUUUUCAUGCUUAAGAUCUACUGGACUUCCUCAACCUAGCACUUGCUAGAUGCUGUGGACUAAAUAUCCAUUAUCUGUGACCAUUGCUAUCUGAAAUGAAUGGGAUAGUAGUCCAGCAUAUCUAGAAAUUGCCUGAAUGAGGGGAGGUUAUGCUAAAUUGCAGCUCUGGAUUUUUGCAGGGAAAUGGUUACAUCCAGACUUAGCUGUUCUUAAAGUAUAGCCAUAGAACUCAGCAAAAUUUAAAUUGGUCACAACUCACUGAAGACCCAUUUAUUUCAAUGAGCAUAUUUUAAGUACUUGUAAAUAUACCCAUUGUAAACUCAUUCUUAAAGUGGAGUUUUUUAAUGGGUAUACUUUAAGAAUGACCAAUAAAAAUAAAGUCAUCUAAAUGGAAAUAUACUAUUUAAAAGUAUCAUCCAUGCCUGCUUUGAUAUACUUUGUGGUAAAUGCUGUCUCUCCCUGUGAAGCAAGAUUGUAAUGAAGUUAUCUGUGGCAAUUUUGUGACCCCAUAUGGUUUUCCAUAUUUUUAAA